This is a messenger RNA of Xenopus tropicalis (tropical clawed frog), 1670 nucleotides long. It is a transcript of the gene pold2, whose product is annotated as polymerase (DNA directed), delta 2, accessory subunit. Gene Ontology annotation, cellular component: nucleus; delta DNA polymerase complex. The record is from RefSeq and is marked provisional. Gene Ontology annotation, molecular function: DNA binding. Lineage: Eukaryota; Metazoa; Chordata; Amphibia; Anura; Pipidae. Gene Ontology annotation, biological process: DNA replication; DNA biosynthetic process.
CUCUGGGAGAGCGCACUGGCGGGAGCUGAGGAGGUGGAAACUUUAAACAGCGAUCCGGGGGGAGAGUUAAAGUAAUGUUUACAGAUCUAGCAAUUUCUCAGGGCCCCGGCCUUCUUACAGCCCCUUCUGAGGUCCAGGCCACGUUUACACGAGUGUCUAACACACAGUAUGCUAACUGCUCGAGUGUAUUCCGAUUGGGCGAACGCACCUUUACCCGUCAGUAUGCGCACAUUUAUGCCACUCGCCUGGAACAAAUGCGCCCGCUUUUAAUAAAGAGAGCAAAGCAGCUAUGGGGUGAUGAUGUAGCUGUGCGAAAGCUGUGUGAGCUGCAGGGGGAAGAGAAGUGUUGCGUGGUGGGAACCCUGUUUAAAUCCAUGGAACUCCAACCCUCAAUCCUGCGGGAGAUAAGUGAAGAACACAACCUUCUGCCCCAGCCUGCAAGGCACAAAUAUAUCAGUGAUUCUGACGAGUUAAUAUUGGAGGAUGAGCUGCAGAGAAUCAAGCUGGAGGGGGCUACAGAUGUGCAACAGCUCGUGACUGGUGCAGUCCUGGCAGUUCUUGGUUCAGAGGGGGAUGCUGGAAAGUUCAUGGUGGAAGAUUUUUGUCUGACUUCUCUUCCUGCACAAUCUCCACUCCCCAGGCUAAGUGAGGACAGGUUUGUGCUGCUGACCUCUGGCCUUGGCUUAGGUGGGGGCAGCGGGGACAGCCUGAUGGGACUGCAGUUGUUACUGGACCUAGUCACUGGCCAGGCUGGUGCAGAGGAAGAUCAAGGUUGUGCGGCUCGGAUAUCCCGUGUUAUCUUGGCUGGGAACCUACUGAGUCAGAACACACAGGGCAAGGAUUCUCUCAAUAAGGCCAAGUAUCUCAGCAAGAAAACUCAGGCUGCCAGUGUGGAAGCUGUGAAGAUGUUGGAUGAGAUCCUCCUUCAGCUGAGCGGCUCAGUGUCUGUGGAUGUGAUGCCUGGUGCGUUUGACCCUACAAACUACAUCCUGCCCCAGCAGCCCUUGCACCGGUGUAUGUUCCCACAGUCUGCUGUAUACUCCACUCUUCAGCUUGUGACAAACCCGUAUGAGGCAGAGAUUGAUGGUGUCAGGUUCCUGGGGACAUCUGGUCAGAAUAUCAGUGACAUCUAUAAGUACAGCAGCAUGCAGGAUUAUCUGGAUAUAUUAGAGUGGACACUGCAGGUUGGACACUUGUGCCCCACUGCCCCUGACACACUUGGCUGCUAUCCCUUCUACAAGUCUGAUCCGUUCAUCUUGCAAAACUGCCCUCACGUGUAUUUUUGCGGAAGUGCCCCCAAGUUCAGUUGCAAAGAGGUCACAGGUAAAGAAGGUCAGCGCGUUCUGCUGCUCACAGUCCCAGAAUUCUGCAGCACGCAGACUGCCUGUCUGGUGAAUUUGCGUACACUUCAGUGCCAGCCAGUCAGCUUCUCUGGUUUCAGUGCAGAUGAGGAAUUGUGUGAUUGAUCUGCUGUCUAUGUUUAAGCUAUGGAAUGCCAAUAAGUGGAGCACUUGUAAGUUUCUGAGCACUAAGGUUCACUGUGUUACACUCUACAUAUCCAUUUUUUUUUUACUAAGAAAGUAAUGUGGAAUACACACCCUUAUGAUGUUUCCUUAUAGAUAUAUUUUUUUAAUGAAAUGACUCUGAGGGAAUAAAACAUUCUCUCUUUC